Cercospora beticola is the source of this 1827-nucleotide messenger RNA. RefSeq lists its product as uncharacterized. The record is from RefSeq and is a predicted model, not a curated record. Lineage: Eukaryota; Fungi; Ascomycota; Dothideomycetes; Mycosphaerellales; Mycosphaerellaceae.
AUGGGCCCAACAGCUUUGCCGACGAAGCUUGCCAUCUUGGAUGCGUUCGCCAGCUUGGCUGAUGAAGAUGUUUACCGCGAUUAUCUCCCGAUUGAAAGAGACGAGACUGGACUCAACCGCGGCAGAAUCGCUGAGAUCAUGUCGAACUAUGCUUUCCAUGCCAAUGUUGGUGGCCAGGAUCGCGAGUUCAAUGAGAAAGAAUUCGGAGAACUCAUGCGGCUUGUGUAUGAAGAGAAACUGUAUGAGAGAAUAGCGAAGCUGAAUGCAGCCGUCAAGAAGGUCCAAGGGACGUGGGACGCACUGAAGACAUUGAGCGCUAGCCCAGAGAGCUCCCUGGUGGAGCAGACGUUCACGAAGCAGUUACACUCAGCUGAAGCAAAGGGUCUACGCGCCGAAACGCCCGUGUCUCUGUCCGAUACCGCUAUGGGCGAGAAGCUUCUGAAGAACAUUGUUACACUUCGAGAGAAGGCCGAGAAAGUCGUGAAGGAAGCGAAAACUGAUGCGAUUACUGGAGCGAUCGAUGCCGUCAAAAGGAUUGUAAUGCAUACAGCCUUCGAGAUGCUGGAGCUAUAUAUGCUCAAAGCUGAGGAAAAGUAUGCAGAGUACUUCACUGCACUCAUGGCCUUAAUCGUCCAAGAGAAAAAGCAAGGGUCGAUAUUACCCGCUGGUGAUGUGGUUGGCAGUGCCAGACAAGAGAGAAAUCGGCGUGAAGCUGCCUUGGUCGACUUUGGGAAGUUCUAUCGACGCGUGAGGAAUGUCCAAACUCAUGCCCUGCUAACAAUCGACCUGGCACAGGGCAUCAACGAUUGGUUGAAGAGCAGUCCGUCAGUCCUUGCUGGGAAAAUCGCCAUGUCGCUCCUUGACGUGCAGGGCAAUAUCAUGAGCGGCGAACUCAGCGAGGCUCGGAAGAUAUACAUCGAGGACCUCAAACCAGCUCUGCAAAUCGAAAGUCAGGCUCCUGUACAAAAACUUCUGGACAUGCGAAUGCCGUUGGACGUCUAUACGUUCGGAGACAAUGUUGUUAUUACAGUAGCCAGCCCUGUUCGUGGCAUCGGUCUACCUAAUUGUGCACCGGUGCACGGCAUUUGUGAACUAAACGCAACGCCUUCCGGAGCAGCCUCAUCCAUUGAAAGCCAGGUGACAAAAGGCGAUGACGGUGUGUAUACUUUGCGAGCUCUCGCGGAACCCGAGGAUGAAGAGGUCACCGGCGCUGUCGCUUUCUUCAACCUGCCACAGCCGCUGAGAGAUAGUGGGGACGUCAAAUAUGGUUACCACAACGUGAAAGCAGGUGAUCGUGGCGCUAGGAUCUCAUAUAACAAGCCAUUCGCGGAAGGAGUUACGCCCAAAGUCUUUGCCUGGCUGGUCAAGGGCUACUUCAAGAAAGCGGGCGAAGGCACGACGUGUUCGGUCUCCGCCUCCACCCCAGAGGUCCACCCUCAUGAGGUUUUACAGCUGAAGGUCGAAAAGCCUGAAGGAGUCGUUGCACAAAUAGGCUGGAUGGCGAUUCAUCCAAAGAGAACGGAUCUUAUUGGGCAAGUUGUCACCGUCAAAGUUCCUGACGCGAUGGAUAAAGGCGGUGUGGCCAAGAAUGAUGAGCUCCAGACCAAGUGGAUGCUCACGUUCCCCAACAGUCCAAAGCGAAAGAUGCGACUUGUGACAACGUUCAUUAGUGGUUAUGAGUCGAAGGAUCGUGUUCAAGCGAGGACCGCUCUUCAAACUCUCAGCAAUGCCUUCGUUGACCUGGAGACCCGAGCUUCGAUAACAUUUACGACCUUUGCAUAUCUGCCGCCAGAGGACCAGAAAGUGAUCUUGCCGUCAUGGGGAUAG